Molecule: messenger RNA, 1608 nt
Organism: Exophiala bonariae
Lineage: Eukaryota; Fungi; Ascomycota; Eurotiomycetes; Chaetothyriales; Herpotrichiellaceae
Exons: 3
Coding region: 1-1608 (535 amino acids)
Molecular function (GO): iron ion binding; heme binding; monooxygenase activity
Source: RefSeq, a predicted model, not a curated record
AUGACUCGAGCAUUGACCCUUCUCGGAGGAGUCCUCGCUAUCGUCAUAUUUUACCUCUACCAAACUCGCUCGAGAAUUCAUCGAGAUGGGAAGAGUCUCCGACGGCCUCCAAACACCCUGCCCUUUGUCGGCAACGCCUUACACUUCUUAAAACCUCGACAUGAACUUUUCUCAUGGUUUGUCAAAUGUCAACAGGUAUUUGGCCAUGAGACAAUUGAGAUCUCUGUUCCAAGCUUGCCACCAGGCGUUGUGAUCAAUAGUCCUGAGAACCUUGAGUUCGUGCUCAAGAAUGAAGCCUCAAUCUCAAAGGGCGAAUUCUUCCGGGAGAGGUCGUGGGAUCUUUUCGGCUACGGCAUUAUCAACUCGACUGGUGAUUUAUGGAAAGCUCAACGGAAAGCUGGGUUGAAAUUCUUCGGUGGUGCAACACUGGACUCUAUGGUAGAAGAUGUGCUUCCGGAGGUCUACUUCUCUGAGACUGGUUUGCGGCGGCAGCUUUCACAAGCUAGCGAUGAUCACAGCAUUAUCGAUUUGCAAAAACUCUUCCUCGAUCUUACAACCACCGUCGUUGGGUAUAUGGCAUACGAUAUGGAGAUCUCCAGUACACAUCCAUUCAGCAAAGCAUUCGACCACGCUUCGAACCACAUAGGCCUACGAUUUCAAAACCCUCUGUACAAGCUCACCGAGCUGUUUACAGGCUCAACAUUCCGCUCCUCAGUCACAGAAGUGAAACGCUUCGGGCACGAUAUCGUGCGAAACGCUCGAAAACGCCGCGCCAGAGACGCAUUCGAGAGCCUGAUUACGCAAUCCGACUCGGAGCAGUCACACUCUGGGUCUUCCUCGGGUGGAGAGGCUUCGAGGUUCGGCACUCUGAUCGACAGCCUGAUCGAAGCGUUCGCCAAUCCGACUAUAGUCGCCGACGCGGCGUUGAAUUUCCUCAGCGCGGGGCGCGACACCACUGCGCAGAGCCUCACUUGGACGUUAUACGCACUGCUACGGAACCCCGAGACGAUUGCGAUCUUACGAGGGGAAAUCGAUCCGAUAUUCUCGCGCGCAAAGAAAAAUACCGACGAGAACAAGCAAGGCACAAAAGAAGCAAACCCCAUUGCCCCCAUCACCCUCUCAGCCUUGCAACCGCUCUCCCUCCCAAUCACACACGCCGUCUUCCACGAAUCAUUACGCCUGUAUCCACCCGUCCCGAUCGAGAUUAAACAAACGCUCGUCCCCCUGACCCUCCCCGACGGCGUCUCCCUCCCCACCUCCGCGGUCGUAGUCUGGUGCAUCUGGUCACUGAAUCGCUCAACAUCAACAUUCGGGCCUGACGCACACGCCUUCCGACCUGGCCGCUGGAUCGACAGCUCGGGCAAACUCAUUCGGCGUAGCGAGGCGGAAUAUCCGGUGUUCAAUGGCGGGCCGCGCGCGUGUCUAGGUCGCAAGAUGGCCGAGGUGCUCGCUUGUUGGGUCCUGGGGGUGGUGCUGGCGGAGUUUGAGUUUGAGGAGGUUGUGCAUCGAGAUGGGCGGAGAGAGGUGAAGGAGAGAGUCAGUGCCAAUAGUCUGACAUUGCCCAUGGAUGGCGGCCUGCCUUGUCGUGUGAGGCUGAGGGCAAGGUAA